CGAGUAGUAGCACGACCAACGUCCUCUAUCUCCCUUGCCUUACCCGACCGCGUGCAAUCAUGCGAUUUCUUUGCCUGCAUGGUGGGGGCACCAAUAACAGGGUAUACGAGUUACAAUUGGCUGCCAUCCGCCAUGAGCUAGGCACGGAACAUUCCUUCGAGUAUGUUGAAGGAACGAUUCCGUCCACGCAUGCUGCUGGGAUUGAGUCCCUAGUCACUACGGACGAAGAGUUCUUCAUGUACUAUCCGUACGAUCCGUCGGUAUCGGGCGUUGUGGAAGCAGUAGAGAAUCUACAGACAUACAUUGAAGAGGAGGGACCUUUCGAUGGGAUACUGGCUUUCUCACAAGCAUGCGGACUGGCUUCAACUUGGUCCUUUUGGAAUCCACAGGUAGCACAAGAUGCUGUGAGAGGGAUUGUAUUCUUCUCGGGGGAUGCUGCAAUAAGCGUACAGGGGCUGAGAGAGGGCCGUCUCGAAUAUCCGGAUGUGGCGGUUGAGGGCAAGGGCUCUAUGCCGUCUCUGCACGUAUGGGGUGCAAACGAUACAAUGAAUCCAGACAGGAACAAGAUCCUGUUCUCACAAUGGGACGAAGCCAAUGCUACCCUAUUGGUGCACGAGGGUGGACAUGAGCUGCCUAGCGCCGGGAUGAACUCAUCGGUUGUUGAAAUUGCUCAUCAAAUUCGAAGGCUGUGUGGCUAG
Messenger RNA from Aaosphaeria arxii CBS 175.79, 698 nucleotides. RefSeq lists its product as uncharacterized. The record is from RefSeq and is a predicted model, not a curated record. The transcript is spliced from 3 exons. Gene Ontology annotation, cellular component: nucleus; cytoplasm. Bases 60 to 698 code for a protein of 212 amino acids. NCBI's taxonomy places the organism in Eukaryota, Fungi, Ascomycota, Dothideomycetes, Pleosporales.